AUGUACCAGCAAUCAAGAACCCCCUACAAUCGUCAGCAAUACUACAGCCGACCUACAGGUCAGUCGACCUCGACGUCGACUGAAAUCCACGACUCUUUCGCUACACUCCCUUUCGAUCAAUACCAGCCUUACAACCCCCCAAAUAUCCUUCAGCAACCCUUCUCAAGACCACUAGACCUUCCCUUAGACUUUGUCGAUGUGCCAGAUCAAUCGACUGAUGAGGUAGUCUAUUUGGGCCGCGAUACCAUCAUCCAAGAGAUCGACGACCGAUCCUCAGUGCAAAUUCCUUCAUUUUCGUCGGGCCAAGGGGGAUACAACAACCCCUUCGAUACACAGCCUCUGGCAUCAAGUUCGCAGUUACUAGAGCCCUCUGCAAAGAAAGGUGCAUCCCGAAAGGUCAUUGUUGCCGCCAAACAGGCCCGUAAAGGCAACAAGGGUCGAUCUCUUCGACACGACGAAGGAAUCGACCCUUCGACCGCUCUAGAGGCCUCGCAGUCUAUCGUACAGUCUCACCUGAGGGCUAAGGGUACAAAGAAGGUCUAUCAAGGCUACAUGAAGAGGUGUAGAACAUGGCUGGACCUCUUUAACAAAACACGACAACCUGGCGACCCAAAUCUCGAAGGAGCGCUAGACGUCUUGAGCGAACGUUCUGCCCGAUGUGUUCACCUGUUCAUCGCUCACGGGGUCUCAGGCAAGAAUGGUACGAAGCCACACAGCAAAGACACAUGCGAUGGCAUCAAGGCCGCGUUGCGAGCAUACUUUCAAGAGACGUUCGGUAAUCAGUGCUACGGCGAAUUCUGGCACCAGCGAGAGAACGGAACGUGGCAUGGGAACCCUGUGUACGCUGGUGAAGUCAGGGAUCUGAUGAAAUCGAUCAAGAACCGGGAUGGUCGAGCGGGAGUUAGCGAGCAGUCUCUCCCGCUCUUACUACCCGAUCUGCUCGUGCUUGUCAACUGGGUAGAGGCUCAGCUCAAGGUCGAGACUGAUGCUAAAGCUCGAACUGAGUGGUUAUUUGCCCUCGCGUACAUGUGUACUACAUGGUACCUGUGGUGUCGAAUGGACGAGGUACUCAGCCUACAAUACCAGCACGUGUCAGACAAUGCUACCGACCCUGGAUAUCCAGGUCAAAUACUCAAGACGAUCACUCUGACGUUCCGAAAGACGAAUCAGGCUGAUGCGAGGAAGGGUCGUAUCUAUCAGGUUCAUGACCCCACCAAUCCCGACGAGCGCCCUGUUGCCGUUUGGCACCACCUCCAAAACUGGGUGAAACACGUUCGAGCCUUCACCCACGUCGACGCCAAGCCCCACUUCUUUCUGUUUCCUGUUAUCGACAAGUUCGGAGGGGUUGAUAUAGAGAAGAGGAUGUCUGCAGCGACGUGGCAGUCCAUGUUCGAUAGAAUCGUCCACGAUUCAGGCCUUGGUGAUAAGUAUUCGAAUGGAAACUUCACCGGUCACUGUAUGCGACGAGGAGGGGCUCAGUGGCGGUUUGGAGAAGACCCAGCCGUCAAAUGGGCUCUACAGGCUUCAAUAUGGUGGGGAGGGUGGGCUGAAGGCGAGGCUGUCGGUACGAUUGGACGCUAUCUCUUGGAGGAACGUAAUCAGCACGAGGCCUCGUACUCAGACCAGAUGAAUCCUGAGCGUAAUCACGCUCGUCGAAGCAUUCAGUCGUCCUCGACGGAUUUGCAAAUCGCCAAGACCGGUGAUAUAGCACAGCUCCGGGAGGAGAUGAAUCGACUUGCACGGGUCGUAGGACGUGAGAUGGAUGGCCUGCGAACAACAUUGCGAGAUCAGGAGCUAGACAGACCUGUAGAAUCGAUUCCGAUGGCGGGGAUCCUGGGCCAAGUUGCUGAUGCUGUCGUUGCCAGCCUCCUAGCCAAGGGUCUAGUGGGUCCUGCGACGAUCUCUGCAGGUCCUGUGGUGCCAGCACAGGCGUCGACAUCGAGCUCGAGUCGUCCGUUUGAAUCGUCCGAACGUCGUGUCGAAAACAUGCUAGCACCCGCUGCAUCGCAUGUGAACGCUCAGGGUGCAACUACUACGCCUUUCACCGAGCUACGACUCCGUCGUAGCGGUGAAAUCGUGGGAAAUCGACCUCCGAAGAUACCGAAGACGUCGACGGUGAAAGAAGCAGUAAAACAGUGGUUUCAAGCUGGUGGCCACGAAUAUCACUACUACGCCUUGCAGGACUGGCCGAAGCAGUGGUAUUCAGGUGCCAAGGGUGGUGACAUAGUCCAUAAGUCGAUUCAGGUCAUCUACGGCCAGCGAAGUCGAUUGGGGAUGGCGUACUCCAUGCUCAAUGAAGGAGCGACGGAUUUCACCGAAGAGGGCUGGGUAAGAUUCGAGACGAAAUAUCCGGAGAAGAAGAUGACGGACGUCCUCGAAGCAAUCAGGAACGAUCUUGCUGCAUCGGGGAAGAUCACUAAUCGCCCAAAUCGCAAGCAGAACACCGAUAAGUAG
Messenger RNA from Filobasidium floriforme, 2454 nucleotides. RefSeq lists its product as uncharacterized. The record is from RefSeq and is a predicted model, not a curated record. Bases 1 to 2454 code for a protein of 817 amino acids. Gene Ontology annotation, biological process: DNA recombination; DNA integration. The transcript is spliced from 6 exons. Gene Ontology annotation, molecular function: DNA binding. Lineage: Eukaryota; Fungi; Basidiomycota; Tremellomycetes; Filobasidiales; Filobasidiaceae.